Molecule: messenger RNA, 1041 nt
Organism: Saprolegnia diclina VS20
Lineage: Eukaryota; Oomycota; Saprolegniomycetes; Saprolegniales; Saprolegniaceae
Exons: 3
Coding region: 1-1041 (346 amino acids)
Biological process (GO): pyrimidine nucleotide import into mitochondrion
Cellular component (GO): mitochondrion
Molecular function (GO): pyrimidine nucleotide transmembrane transporter activity
Source: RefSeq, a predicted model, not a curated record
AUGGCGUCGUACUCUUCCGCGCUCUCGGACGACUCGUCGGAGCUCAUGCAGGUGCUCAGCGACCCCAAGUACCGCCACUUUAUUGGCGGCGCCGUCGGUGGCAUGACCGCCGCCAUCAUCACGUCGCCGCUCGAGGUCAUCAAGACGCGCCUCCAAACCAAGCUCGGCCGGAGCGACAUGGCGCGCGCGUGCAAUCAAAACCUCUCAACCCUGAACGUCCUGCGCACCAUCUUGCGCAACGAGAGUGUCUUUGGCCUCUGGCGUGGCAUCACGCCCAACCUCCUCGGUGUCAUUCCCGCGCGCGCUGCCUACUUUGGCUGCUACGCCAAGUUCAAGGGCCUCUGCAACGACCACGGCUUCUCGGGCACCGCGACCAACUUUGGCUCGGCCGCGGCCGCCGGGUGCAUGACUGCGUCCGUGCUCAGCCCGAUCUUUGUCGUCAAGACCCGCAUGCAGCUCAUGCCGACGCACGUCGCGCAGGCCAGCGUCGACGUGCACAUGAAGAACGUCUCCCAAACGCUGCCAUUGGCGGGCGGCAAGAUGCUGCGCUUGAACCUCAACGGCAGCGGCGCGUCGUUUGCGCUCUCGCCGAUCAAGUCUACACCCUCCAAGUUUUACUCGAUGCACGAAGUUGCGAUCAGCAUGUACAAGGAGGAGGGCGCCCGCGCCUUCUUCAAAGGCCUCUCGGCGUCGUACUGGGGCGUCUCGGAGGGGGCGAUCCAGCUCGCGCUCUACGAAGAGCUGAAAAGCCGCCUCGACGAACCGUCCAAGCUCCAGCUCUUCUUCCUCGCUGGCCUUUGCAAGCUCACGGCCGCGGCCGCCACGUACCCGCACGAGGUCGUCCGGACGCGCAUGCGCGACCAGCGCACGCCGAUCGACGGGUCCCCCGCCAAGUACCGCGGCAUGUUUCAGAGCAUCGCGACCAUCUACAAGGCCGAGGGCACGCGUGGCCUCUACGGCGGCAUGCCGGCGCACCUCAUGAAGACGGUCCCAAACGCAGCGAUCAUGUACGUCGUCCUCGAGAUGGUGGUCGAAAGCUAA